UAUGGAAUGCACUGUUGUGCUGGUUGUGCGUUGUGCAGUGUGCAUGUAAUGUUUACCACGCACAGUGAAAUGUUACGUUGGGAUUCGAUACAUUUUUUAUGAGUAAAAGAAGUUGCAGCUAAUUCUGUAGAAAAAAUUCGGGAGAUUUUACAAUAAUAUUUAUAAUCGUUGAGAUUUUCAAAAUCGCAGCGUCGUAUUAUAUUUGAAAUAUUAGCUACGCUCUUCUGGAGCUUCCUGAACUAUCUUCUUCCUUCGGUCUUCCUCAACUUUUACUGUGAACGUGGUGUACAACUUUUACGUAAAUAUUUAUAUUCCUUAAUCUGAACAACUCUAUUUUCCUCAGUGAUAUGGUGGUUACAGAGAUUUAAAUUCUAGGCAGUCAGAUUAUAUAUAUUCUUGGUAAUCGUGUGUGCUUGGUCUUGUAACAUACAAUUUUCAGGGACUAUACUGAUGAAACAUCUUUAAAGCUUAGAGAAACAUUUUCUGUUGCAAAAAAAUACAUUUUAAUUUAGAGUAAAAAAUCAAAUCUUUAUUACACCUAUUAUAGAUUGUGGCCAAUCAUGGCUAUGCAUACUGUACCGCCGAAACGCAAGGAAAUCUACAAAUACGAGGCACCAUGGCCACUCUAUAGUAUGAAUUGGUCAGUGAGACCCGACAAAAGGUUUCGUCUAGCAUUGGGAAGCUUUGUAGAGGAAUACAACAACAAAGUACAAAUUGUUUCACUGGACGAAGAGACAUCCGAAUUCAGUGCUAAGAGUACAUUUGAUCAUCCUUAUCCGACUACGAAAAUCAUGUGGAUACCGGACAGCAAAGGUCAAUUUCCCGAUCUUCUCGCCACAUCCGGCGAUUAUUUAAGAGUAUGGCGUGCGGCGGAGCCUGAAACUCGUUUGGAAUGUGUCUUGAAUAACAACAAGAACUCUGACUUCUGCGCGCCGCUCACAUCUUUCGACUGGAACGAGGUGGAUCCGAAUCUAAUCGGGACUUCCAGCAUAGACACAACUUGCACCAUCUGGGGAUUGGAAACGGGGCAGGUUCUGGGCAGGGUGAACAUGGUUACCGGUCACGUGAAGACGCAAUUGAUCGCACACGACAAGGAAGUAUACGAUAUUGCCUUCAGCCGUGCCGGCGGUGGUCGCGACAUGUUCGCCUCUGUCGGCGCCGAUGGAUCUGUGAGGAUGUUUGAUCUACGACAUUUGGAACACUCGACGAUAAUCUAUGAAGACCCGCAGCACACGCCGCUGUUACGACUGGCGUGGAACAAGCAGGAUCCCAAUUAUCUUGCCACUGUGGCGAUGGACGCGUGUGAAGUCAUCAUUCUGGACGUUCGCGUGCCAUGUACGCCAGUCGCAAGAUUGAACAAUCACAGGGCCAGCGUUAAUGGGAUAGCCUGGGCCCCGCAUUCAUCUUGUCACAUUUGCACCGCGGGCGACGAUCAUCAAGCUUUAAUCUGGGACAUACAGCAAAUGCCGAGAGCAAUAGAGGAUCCUAUACUUGCUUACACUGCUGCAGAAGGCGAGGUCAAUCAGAUUCAGUGGGGUGCUACGCAACCUGAUUGGAUAGCCAUUUGUUAUAACAAAGCGGCCGAGAUUCUUCGAGUAUAAAUGUCUUCGAAAUGCACUUGUUUUGUCUCGAGAUGUUCGAGAUUAGAAAUUCGAGUAGAUGUUACUAAAGUAAGAUUCUUUUUUUUUAUUAUUAAGGCCUUUUGUGCACAAUAGAAGAAUAUUAGAUAUUAGAAAUAGGAAUUAUAGUUUUAAAAUCAAUUUUCUCGAUGAACACUAUAGAUAAAUGAUGAAUUUAAUUUUGUUUCGCAUAACACAUUUACGUCUUAUUUAUAUUCAUUGUACGUUACAUUUAAUACUCAUUGGAGAAAUUGAUUCUAAAAUUUUAAUUUCCAUUCUUAAUCUUUCUCUAUUGUGCGCAGGGCAUAAAAAACACAAUGUGCAUCUUGCCCUGGAAAUAAUUAUAAAUCAUUUCCUUUGAUGCGUUUUGUAUUGUACAUAUGUUCAUAGAAAUAUUAUAAAAUUAAUAGUAUUCGGGAUCUCAAGAUUAUUUUGUAGUAUUAUUUUUCAAGAUUAUGGGUACUUAAUCAUAAUGUAUAAUUAAUUAAGCAUCAAUCAUUUUAAAUAUCAUUCUUAAAUUGUGUUAAAUAUGGACAAGAAAACAAUUUUACGAUUAUUAUUUACAGCGUUCAGAUUGGGUCUUCAAAUUGUAGCAUUAAUUAGUUCAUAGAAUAUGUGAUUGCAAUUUUUAGUAUGUAAUGUACAGAUUUUUAUAUAGAUGUAAAUUUUUUAUAUAUAAAGAUAUAUAUUACACACCGUAUGAAUAUCAAGAUACCAUGUAGUCGAUUAUUGAUAGGAUACUACACAAUUUGAUUUUAUCAUGUAACAUCCAUUGAUAUAAUUUAAAAUAUAUUACAAUAUUAGAAUUGAUAUUUAUGGGAAGGUAUAUCAAUAAUUAAUAAGACUACAAAUCAGAAGAAACGAUUACAUACUCAUAUAUUGUUAUAUGAGAUAUCAUAUGAUUUACAAAUAUGAAUGAAAUGCAGUUAUUUACAGCGAUGACUUUGCGUGCAUAUGAGUCUACUAAUUCAUUAGUAUAAAAUAAACAUGCAGAAUUCAUUCCUACAUUUUGAUUUACAUUGAUAUUGCCACUACAUUUAUAUAUAUACGAUUUUUUUUAAAUGUGUAAUCUCAAUAAAUAUCAUUAGCUCUGA
Molecule: messenger RNA, 2713 nt
Organism: Solenopsis invicta (red fire ant)
Lineage: Eukaryota; Metazoa; Arthropoda; Insecta; Hymenoptera; Formicidae
Gene: wap
Product: DDB1- and CUL4-associated factor 7
Exons: 4
Coding region: 561-1601 (346 amino acids)
Cellular component (GO): nucleus
Molecular function (GO): protein binding
Source: RefSeq, a predicted model, not a curated record